This is a messenger RNA of Wasmannia auropunctata (little fire ant), 2309 nucleotides long. Its product is annotated as transcription factor hamlet-like. Lineage: Eukaryota; Metazoa; Arthropoda; Insecta; Hymenoptera; Formicidae. The coding region runs from base 863 to 2227 and encodes 454 amino acids. Gene Ontology annotation, biological process: regulation of transcription by RNA polymerase II. Gene Ontology annotation, molecular function: RNA polymerase II cis-regulatory region sequence-specific DNA binding; DNA-binding transcription factor activity, RNA polymerase II-specific. The record is from RefSeq and is a predicted model, not a curated record. The transcript is spliced from 2 exons. Gene Ontology annotation, cellular component: nucleus.
GUCAGGACUCGACUGUUGUCCUGUCGACACGACACACGUGCGAACACUCACGAUACACACAUCCGGGCGUCGCGCCGAGAUCGGCAGUGUCAUCCCACGGAAAUCGGUCAUCCGGAUCGCGGACAAUCGCCCACGAGGGAACCAUUUAAUUAAAAUACGGUCGACUGUGUCGGCUCCUUGGCAUCCGAUCCGGAGCACGAGGAACAGAACGAGCUCUAGUCAGGAGGAAUAAGAAGGGAGACAGAGCUGUCUCUUCGAGAAAACGUCGGGAGGCUGUCUGGUGUGCGGUGUGUGAUAUACUCAAAAAAAAAGGGACACGCGUAUCGUGGUAUCGCCGGAGCGGGAACGAUCGAAACCGUUAUCCGAGCACGUGGUCGCGGUACCACGAGGUGCAAGAAACGAGGGGCUCCCGGUGGAAUCUGGAUGUACUAUCGUUGAGAAACGUGUCAACGGAAUGUUCGUGCGGACGUUCCGGUAUCCCGUAUCUUCGUAAAGGCCGCGACGUACUCGCGCACGUGGAAGGGUCCGGGAAAAGAGGGAGAGUGAAUUCACGAGUGUGAGGAUAGUGUGUUGUUGUAAAACAAGUGCUCCCUCUCUGCAUCCAUCACCCUUUCUUCCGCUAUUUCUUCUCUCACGGUGUCAUCUGACUCUUUCUUCCUUUUUCUUCUCCAUUUCUUUCCUCUCCCUUUUGUUUCUUCAUCUCGCUUGGAUUGCCUUAUGAGCAGAGCAAAGGUGGAAAAGUGUCGCGAAGUCAACGGAAGUGCAGGAACUGCUGUCACCCUCGGCUUCAAGGUCGUGGCAUGACGUAUAAGAUUAUCCCAAGCGGAGAGCAGGAGCAAGGCCGAGUGAUAGCGGCAGUGUGAUGAGCGGAUACCUCGGUAGCAUCACCCUGCCCCCGACGUUGCUGCACGACCCGAAGUAUCCUCCAGCCAUGCGGGAGAAGGAUUCGAGUCCGAGAAAAAUGCCGGGCCACAUAAGCCCAAAGCAAGCCAGCAUUUAUCCCCUGAGCGUCCGCGUGCCGGACGUUGAGGAGCUGCCAUACGAUCUCAGCCACGGCCACGGCCGCGGCCUGUCGAGCCCAACGAAUCAGCAGCAGCAGCCGCACAUGAGCCCCGCGGCCAGACCGCCCCAGCCGAAUCAUCAGGACGAGCUCGACUGCGAGCCGCUCGAUCUCCGCGUCGAUCAUAAGAAGGAGCGGCUCCGGGAUGAGAACCAGAACGAGAUCGAAGUGUUGAAUCAGAACAGCCUGGGCGGCGGUCUGCCCUAUCACACGGUGCUCUUCCCUCAGCAUCACGCGAUGCACCCGCUGGUUCUGGAGGCGAUGUACAGAUCACAUCAUCACAGCUCGCCGGUGCCCGAUCUGCCAAAGAUCCAAGUCAGAGCGCUUCCCACGAUGGUGCCUCUGCCGCCCAACAGAUUCUCCUCGACCUCGUCGUCCACGUCCUCCUCGUCCUCGCAGCCGACCGCGAGAGCCGUCAGUCCGGCCGUUGGUCAACAGUCGCAGCAUCAGCAGAAUCAUCCCUCGCAACAGCAGCAACCGCAGCAGCAGCAGCAGCAGCAACAGCAGCCGCAACAACAGAGCUCGAGUCUGCCGCCCUACUCGAUCAGCGUGCAGGCCGGUCUCAAGCCCAAGGACAGAUACUCCUGCAAAUUCUGCGGCAAGGUCUUUCCGAGAUCGGCGAACCUGACGCGACACCUGCGGACGCACACCGGCGAGCAGCCGUACAAGUGCAAGUACUGCGAGAGGAGCUUCAGCAUCUCCAGCAACCUCCAACGUCACGUCAGAAACAUCCAUAACAAGGAGAAGCCGUUCAAGUGUCCGCUCUGCGAGAGAUGCUUCGGCCAGCAGACCAAUCUGGAUCGUCAUCUGAAGAAGCACGAUGCGGACGGGCCGACGAUACUGGACGAGGUCAGAUCGAAGUAUCACGGCCAACUUCCGCGGGCCGACGAUUCCUACUUCGAAGAGAUCCGCAGCUUCAUGGGAAAGAUCACCUCGCAACGGCAGGGUAUACCGUACUUCCCCGGCCUGCUGGGCCACGCAACCGAUGACUUCAGGAACGACAAGCAACAGCUGCAGCUGGAGGAGAAGCGAGGUGACUCGUCGUACUUCAGCGACCGGGACAAUCUCAGUUCAAGGUCGAGCAGUACGGCUAGCAGACCGGAGAGCGUCCAGGAGGAACAAAGGGAAGUCAACUCGCCGCCACUCUCUCCCGGCAAUAACACCUGAGUCCUGGGGCGCGGCCAUAAGCAUGGUAAUCCAGUUCAGAAAGGUUUUCGUCGGUUCGUCAGAGCGCGGUGGAGUCAGAGAA